Molecule: messenger RNA, 2384 nt
Organism: Pseudonaja textilis
Lineage: Eukaryota; Metazoa; Chordata; Lepidosauria; Squamata; Elapidae
Source: RefSeq, a predicted model, not a curated record
UAUCUUCCUUCUUUAAGCUUUCAUCCUAGUUUGCAUACUUUAUAUUUAUACAUAUUUAAUGCAACAGCUAAAAGGAUGGCUUACCAAAAAGUCCAUGGAGAUCAGAAUGCACAGUAUUUAGAUAGCGAAGACCUUCAAGCCACUUCCCUGGAGUUAGAAUGGGACAUGGAGAAAGAACUGGAGGAGCUGAGCUUUGACCAUUUUACUUUGGAUAGAGCAGUCCACCAACCAACUGAGAAUAGUCAAAAUGCUGACUUGGAGUCUAUUCAACCAUCAGCAUCUCCCAAAGGAAGAUUUGAAAGACUCCAGGAAGAUCUGGAUUAUAUUUCACACCGGACACAGCACCCACCAAAGAACAAUUGCUGCAGCUUUUGCUGGAUAUUUAAGCUAUUUUGCACUGCUACGAGUCUAUUUAUUUUGGGGAUUUUGAUAGGCUACUAUGGACAUGCACAAUGCCCACCUCUAUCAACAUCUUCAGAAGCCAGUAAACCUGCCAUCAUUCAGGAUAUUCUUAAAGGUAUCGAAGCAAAAGAUCUUGCACACAUUUUCAGAGAUUUGAUACAGCAGAAUGGAAAAGAAGAUAGAGAUGUUGCAACAAAACUUCUGGGUCAGUGGACAUCCUUUGGUCUUGAAGAUGUCCAGCUCAUCAAUUACACUGUCUUGCUUGACCUGCCAGGUUCUUCUCCAAAUACAGUGACUCUGAAUAACACUGGGGAAUGCUACUAUCCUAAUGGACAGCCAUGUAACAAAGAGACCCAAACUCACUACAGUCAAGACCUUCCAUAUGCCUAUGCUGCUUACUCUGCCAAAGGAACCCUCACGGCUGAUGUAUUUGAUGUACAAUAUGGAAGUCCAGGAGAUUUGCUCAGAAUUAAACAGUUUACUAAUGUAUCCAGCAAAAUUGCUCUUUUGAAACUUGGACAUAUGCCUUUACUGUAUAAGCUUUCACUGCUAGAAGAGGCAGGUUUCAAAGGUGCUCUUCUUUACAUUGACCCUUGCAAUUUACCAAAGUUUCAAAACCUGAGCAAUAAAGCAUUUAUGGUGUCAUUGAACAGUGGUGGUGAUCCUUCGACUCCUGGAUAUUCCAGUAUUGCAGAAAGGAAAAUUGUGACUUUGAAUAUUCAAACUCAGCCAACAUAUAAAACAAUAUCCAACGUUGUUGGGUAUUUAAAAGGAGCUACAGUUCCUGAUAGAUACGUCAUAGUUGGCAGCCACCACAGCAGUUUGCCUGGCUAUAGUAGUGAACAAUGGGCUCAUGGCACAGCAGUAAUUACUGCACUUAUCCAAGCCUUGAUGAGGAAGGUGAAGAAAGGUUGGAGGCCUGAGAGGACCAUCAUUUUCUGCUCAUGGGGUGGAACCAUGUUUGGCAAGAUUGGUUCCUAUGAAUGGGCAGAGGACCUUAGGAAAGUUCUCCAGAGGAAUGCUGUGGCAUAUGUGAAUCUCCAUGAUCCAAUAAGAGGCGAAGGCAUUUUAUAUUCCAUAGCAUCUCCUUCUGUUCAGCAACUAGUAAUUGAAGUUACAAAGAACUACAAGUUCACCUGUCUUGGGCCAGCGAAGUGCAUGGAAUCCAAUGCUAGCUCAAUUCAAAUGCAAGGGGAUUCUGAUUAUUUCAUCAACCAUCUUGGAGUCCCGGCUUUGCAAUUUUCAUACCAGGAUUCGGCCAUGUUAGAGACAGCAAGCUUUCUUUCUGAAGCUGUUUUCCCUGUGUCUUUGACAAUACCCACAAAGCUGGAUUCUUCCUUCCGCUUGCACGAAUCCAUCACUAAGUUGACAGGAGAAGCAAUUUUGCAAAUUGCUAGCAAGCCAGUUCUGCCUUUUAAUGCCCUGGAUAUUGCAUUGGAAGUUCAGAAGAACCUGCAAGACGACCCUCAUAAUGUUGGCAAUUUGCUGAAGGUGGCCUAUGCUUUACGGGAGAGUGCAGAAUUGUUUCAAUCAGAUGAGAUGCGGCCAGCCAAUGACCCAAAAGAAAGAGCUCCUGACCGUAUCAGGAUGUUGAAUGACAUAUUGCAGAGUCUCGAGAAAAACUUCUUAGUUUCAGGUGUUCCACCAGGUUUUUACAGAAACAUCCUUUAUCGACUUGAUGACAGGACACACCAAUUUUCAGUACUCCUGGAGGCAGCGGAGCACUGGAAGUUACAUCAGUCAAAUGAGACUCUACAAGCUAUCUUGUCAGAAGUGUUCAACAGUUUCAAAUCAGCUCAGGUUUGUUUCAAAGCAGGACUUGAGGUCUUUGAGGUGACCUCAAUGGGAAACCAAUGAUGAACUUGGCUUUUUGGCAUCUGCACACACGCCACUAAGAACCUUGUUUACAUUUUCCAGAAGAAGACUUGGGAUCACACUUGAAAUUAUAUAGGGUUGAAAUCUUUCUUUGGUUUCUCAAUUUU